CUGAGCCUCCAUGUCUCUCCCGCUGCUUCUCCUCCUGCUGCUGCCGGCGGCGGGCCGCGCUCAGACCGGCGGGCAGUUCGACCAGUGCCGCUCUCUGCGAGGCUCAGAGGCGGGGCCAGGAUGGGAGUUCUAUGCCUGUCAGCCGCCGCCCACAAACAUGAAGGAAGUGAUGCAGAUCAGAGUCGAUCCGCCCGGCAUCACCUGUGGAAACCCACCUGAACGCUUCUGUACACUGGAGAACCCAUAUCUCUGCAGUGAUGAGUGCGAUGCAUCCAGCCCCGAUCUGUCUCACCCUCCUCAGCUGAUGGGGGACAGGGAGAGGGGUGGGCUCAUCACCUACUGGCAGACAGUCACAUGGUCCAGGUAUCCUGAGCCGCUAUUGGCCAACAUCACACUGUCAUGGAACAAGAGUCUGGAGGUGGUCGAUGACAUCAUCGUGACCUUCGAGUAUGGCCGACCAACCAGCAUGGUCCUGGAGAAAUCUCUGGACAAAGGUGGAACAUGGCAGCCAUAUCAGUUCUACGCUGAUGACUGCAUGGAGGCCUUCGGUAUGCCACCUAAACGGGUCUCGGAUCUGACUCCCAGCAACCUGACCCGGGUCAUCUGCACUGAGCAGUAUUCCCGCUGGGUCGGAGCCAAGGAGGAGAAGCUGGUGGUGUUUGAGGUGCGCGCACGCUUCGGGGUGUUUGCGGGUCCGAAGCUGAUCAACAUGGAUGCCCUGUACACCCGCAUGGAGACCAUGAAGGGCCUGAGAGACUUCUUCACCUUCACCAACCUCCGCCUGCGACUUCUCCGCCCAGCGCUAGGAGGAACCUACGUCCAGAAAGAAAACCUGCUCAAGUACUUCUACGCAGUCUCAAAUAUCGACAUACCUGCCAGGUGUAAGUGUAACCAGCAUGCAUCUCAGUGUGUUUUGCGAGAUGCAACACUGCAGUGUGAAUGUGACCACAACACGGCCGGACAGGACUGCCAGCGCUGCAGCCAAGGGUUCAAAUCCCGCAGCUGGAGGCCCGGAUCUUUCCUCCCCCUGCCCAGAGGCACUGCCAACACCUGUGAAGCAGCCGAAACAGCAGCCAACUGUGAGUGUAACGGUCACUCCAACCGCUGCAGCUACAUCGACUUCAUCAACGUGGUCACGUGCGUCAGCUGUAAACACAACACGCGAGGCCAGAACUGUCAGUUCUGCCGCCUCGGUUACUAUAGAAACGCCUCACUGACGCUGGACGACGAGGACGUCUGUGUCGAGUGCGGCUGUCACACUGAGGGCAGUACGUCUCCUCACUGCUUGGACUCGGGUCUCUGUCAGUGUAAAGACGGCGUCUCGGGGCGGAGCUGUGAUUCAUGUCUACCUGGAUACACCUGGAGAGGAGGCGGAGCCGUCUGCACAGAGAACGUCUGUGAUGAGCGGCGAGUCUGUCAGAACGGAGGAACCUGCGUCGACUUCACGCGCUGCGUCUGUCCGGAAAGCUUCACAGGUACGUUCUGUGAGAAGACGGUCUGUCUGAAGAAGGGUGGUUGCGAUGACGACGCCGAGGGCUCGUCCUCACCUCUGACCUCACACCUGUACCUGCUGACCCUCAGCCUGCUCAUCUCCACCUGCCGCUGACUCCACCCACUGGUGACAUCAGCGGGAUGUGACAUCACACUGGAAGGUCAUCUCCUACCUGUGGCUCUUCUCCUCUGUGAUUGGCUCAUGGCUUCUCAUUGGGCGGUUGACGUUGUGAGUCACUGACGGUGGUAACCAUGGAGACAGAGACGUGACAACGGACUGUGUUGUUGUGCUACACUUUUUUUUUUUUUUUUU
Thunnus maccoyii (southern bluefin tuna) is the source of this 1804-nucleotide messenger RNA. It is a transcript of the gene ntng2a, whose product is annotated as netrin g2a. Lineage: Eukaryota; Metazoa; Chordata; Actinopteri; Scombriformes; Scombridae. Bases 11 to 1606 code for a protein of 531 amino acids. The transcript has 10 exons. The record is from RefSeq and is a predicted model, not a curated record.